Planococcus citri (citrus mealybug) is the source of this 735-nucleotide messenger RNA. Its product is annotated as BLOC-1-related complex subunit 8 homolog. The transcript has 4 exons. The coding region runs from base 128 to 637 and encodes 169 amino acids. Lineage: Eukaryota; Metazoa; Arthropoda; Insecta; Hemiptera; Pseudococcidae. Gene Ontology annotation, cellular component: BORC complex. The record is from RefSeq and is a predicted model, not a curated record.
UGUAGUUUGUUUAUUUAUGAUAUAAAAAUGAUAAGAGAAAAAUAAAUUUUCAGAAAAUUGUAAAAUUAAUUUUCUUCAGGUUUUAUUUUAUUUACUACGUUAAUUAGUUGAAUAUUUAAUCAUUAAAAUGUCUAAAGGUGGUAAAGGUAAUAAAGAACUCGAUACAAUCGUCAUUGAUCCGGUGCUUGAAGAAAAAGUUCGUAAAGCUAAAGAAAGAAUAUCAGAAAAUAUGCAUAUCCUCGCCAAUGAGCCAUCGCUCGCUUACUACAGAUUACAAGAAAACAUUAGGAAAUCAUUACCACACGUGGUUGAUAAACGAAUAGAAGCAGAAAAAUUGCAAAAAGAUCUACAAGGCAACAUAUACGACUUAGAAUACGCUAUCAACGAGCUGACAGCUAUGAGAAAAACACAAGAAACCUUUAAAAAUAUAUUGGAGCUUUCGAAAACUGCAUUAUUCAUGAAACAGCAAGUAAAAUAUCUGAAAACAAAAAGGAAUAAGAAAGAUCCUUCGUCUGUCUAUAAGAGGUUUUCAGCUCAUAUCACCCUCGAUUUGCCAGACCUACCGGAUGCUUUGAAAGAAACAGCGAAUAAAGUCGAGUCGAUGAUGGGUAAUUCGAGGCAUUCGACGAUGUACUGAUUUUUCACACAGUUUUGAUCGUUUUAUGAACGAUAAAAGUGCAAUAUAUUUUUUAUUAAAUUUCAUCAUGAAUUAAAUAUUAUUUCAUCGUGUAUUAA